Neurospora tetraspora is the source of this 1602-nucleotide messenger RNA. RefSeq lists its product as uncharacterized. Bases 1 to 1602 code for a protein of 533 amino acids. Lineage: Eukaryota; Fungi; Ascomycota; Sordariomycetes; Sordariales; Sordariaceae. The record is from RefSeq and is a predicted model, not a curated record. The transcript has 2 exons.
AUGGAACGACCUGCACGACCAGAGCUAUUUGUCAAGACUCAUAAGUAUGGACGAUGUGACUACGAAAAGUUCGACGACAACAUUUCGUCCAUUGUCCGUGCCGGGCAAGGAUCAAUUGGGAAAGUGAAGGUUGACUGUCGGUUCCUCCUCACCAAAUCCCAGUGGGGAUACAUGGGAUCAAAUCCUGGGCUUCGAAAAUGCCCGGCUGGCAUCAUCUACCUGGACCUCGAUAUAUAUCAACCCCGGGACUGCAGGCUGGAGUCAGCAACUUUUACCGUGACACUGGAGGAAGAAUACAACGAAAAGGAUGUUGUAUCACCGAACCUACCGAUGUUCCCGGUGACAAUGACUGACUAUUAUGGCCCGAAGCAAAUCCGCGGCGUGGAACGAACAAGGCAAAUAAGGCGCAAGAAGCAAGUCGUCCCGGAGGUCAACAUUCUAGGCCAUGGCGUGGGUGGACUUGGCGUCGAGACCGAAAGGAAGAUGGACGAGGCCAGCAGAUGGGCUUUCUCGGGGCAUUUGGAUUCCAGCAACGGCGGUCAUAUCUAUAACCGAUUAGUCUGGAGGUUGGACGAAAACUUUCUUGAGCAACAAUCGCUGCACAAGCCCACAAUCCACACAGCAUUUGCGCUGCAACACAAUGCGAAAGGCUUCACCAUGACUGUCGACGUGAAUGGGAGGCUAGACGCGUGGACGGACAGGUUCAAAACGAAAGUCAAGAGAAGAUUUGGAGGGAGUAAAGCCAAGUCGCGAGACACGGCGAGCAUCAAAUUCCAAUGGAGCCAGGGUUAUACCUCGUCCUCAUGGCUGGACGAGAAUGCUCGAGGUCUCCCACACGCAAUGGAGUACGAGAACAUGGUCAGCAUCCCAAUUGAGAUGCCCGACGCCCUCCCAGCCAACUUUGGCCCGCCCCAAGUAUUUAACACGGCCAACAUACCUCAUCAGAACUCACAUGAGACCACGCAAAACGUAUCACGGCCCCCCGGAGGCCAGACGACCUGGGCGAUGCCUGGACUACAUGCAGAAACGCAACCUGGAUUGUUGGAAUCCAGUGGUCCUCUUCAGCAUUUGCCGCCGUUAACCCUCGAGGAUAUGGCCAUCGCGGCUGGCUUCUCGGCACCUAGUCCGCCCGUGGCUUCAAGGCGAUCGGAGCGCUCCCCAAGGUCGCCUGUGUCGAGCGACGUGACGAUGGUGGAAGAGUCCAGGGACAGCGAAAGUGCUGGACAUAACACGGCGGCAGAAGAUGAGGAGGACGAAAACGACGAGGAUGAGGCCGUGGAUGAGCAUGUUGUUGUUAGACCAACGGAGGCGUAUCAAGGGACUCGGAGUCGGAGCCGGGCCGAGGUGCUGAAAAGAAAAUUGCAGCAAAGUGUCUGCGAGGAAGAACAAGUGGAGGAAGAAGAAGUGGAAGAGGGGGAAGCGGAAGGAGAGAGGAUAGAUGUUGGCCUAUUGCUCCUGCUGUAUUGGCUCCGAUCGACGGGCAUGACGAUUCUGGAACUGCUCUUCGCCGUUUUCACCUUCCCUUCAGAUCGAUAUCUCAUUGCGAUUCUUAACUUCACCCUGGCCCUUUUGGUUAUCCUUGAGUGGUGGGUCCUCAACUGA